This is a messenger RNA of Maniola jurtina (meadow brown), 2977 nucleotides long. RefSeq lists its product as uncharacterized. Lineage: Eukaryota; Metazoa; Arthropoda; Insecta; Lepidoptera; Nymphalidae. The coding region runs from base 371 to 2569 and encodes 732 amino acids. The record is from RefSeq and is a predicted model, not a curated record. Gene Ontology annotation, biological process: DNA integration. Gene Ontology annotation, molecular function: nucleic acid binding. The transcript has a single exon.
AUCAAUCGAAACAAUAAUUAAAAAUGAUUUCUAUGUCGAUGAUCUCAUUACCGGAGCUAACACCGAGGACGAACUGAUAUAUAUUCAAAAUUCGGUAUCUAAUACUCUUAAGUCUGGAUGCUUCAACCUUCGGAAAUAUCGAUCCAAUUCUAAAUCAAUUUUGAAUGCCAUAAAUCCAGAAGAAAAAUUAAGCAUUAGUUCCUCCACUUCCACUUUAGGACUUGGGUGGACUCCGGGGAAUGACAAACUUCAGAUAUCAUUUCAGAUCCCUGACAAAUCAUCAAAGGUAACCAAACGUUUAAUCUUGUCAUUUACAUUCAAAAUUUUUGAUCCAUUGGGUUUGAUAAGUCCAUGUGUCAUUUUACCUAAAAUGCUCUUGCAGUCUUUGUGGCUUCAAAAAAUUGAUUGGGAUGCUCCCGUACCCAGAGACAUACAACAUGCUUGGGAUGAAUUUUCCAAUACAUUGCCAAGUCUUGCAAAUUUCGAAGUUCCCCGAAACGUACUUUGUGACAAUCCUACAACAAUAGAACUUCAUUCAUUCAGCGAUGCUUCACAAAGUGCUUACGGGGCUUGCAUUUACAUACGAUCCAUCAACAAUGAAGGUAUCAGCGUAAAAUUAUUAUGCUCUAAAUCUAAAGUAUCUCCAAUGAAACCAACUACAAUACCUCGUUUAGAGCUCUGUGGAGCUCUCCUGGCGGCUAAAUUAUCCAAAACCGUCGUCGAAUCUCUUCGAUGCUCGGUUUCGCGUCAGGUGCACUGGUGUGACUCCACAGUGGUUCUUGGAUGGCUUAAUACUAACUGUCGAAAAUUGAAAACAUUCGUGGCGAAUAGGGUCGUGGAGAUAUCCGAAACAACAGAUAUAUCUUCAUGGCGCUACGUGCCCACUGCACUUAAUCCUGCAGACUAUAUUUCUAGGGGUAUUACUCCUAUGGAUAUAGUAUCUAGGCAGAUGUGGUGGCAUGGUCCCGAGUUCUUGCAACAACCAGAAUCAGAAUGGCCUGUUCUUCCAUCACAACGCGUUGAGAAGAACCUACCAGAAACUAAAAGCCUUUCAGCUGCGGUAGUAGACAUUCCAGAUUCUAUUAUAGAAUUUGAACGUUACUCAAAAUUAUCAAAAUUACAAAGAACGUUUGCAUACAUCAAACGGUUUAUUCAUAAUCUACGACACAAAACCAACAAACUCACAGGCAGUUUAUCCUUAGAAGAAUUAAAUGAUGCAUUUUCAAAUCUUUGUGCCAUAGCGCAAGAACAAUCUUUUCCAAAAGAAUUUAAAUUAUUAGCAAGUGGAAAGCCAAUUAGAAAUAAUUCUAAUAUAAUAUCAUUGACACCUUUCUUUGAUAAGGAUGCUAAACUAAUACGAGUUGGUGGCAGAAUUGACAAUUCUAACUAUGAUUUCAACAAAAAACAUCCUAUUUUGCUACACUCAAGUCAUCAUCUUACUAAAUUAAUUUUCGAACAAUACCACCUUCGUCAUAUGCAUGCUGGACCACAGCUAUUGCUUGCAUCAAUCCGUGAAUCAUUAUGGCCAGUUAACGGCAGACGCCUUGCUAGAAACACAUUUCACAACUGCGUCACAUGCAAGCGCCAUCAAGGGAAGGCAAUCUAUCCCAUAAUGGGUAACUUACCCAUCCAAAGAAUUACACCUGACUUUCCAUUCAAAACUGUGGGAAUAGACUUUGCUGGUCCAUUCUAUAUCUCUAAUAAGAAGGGUCGUGGGUCCAGAGUCAUCAAGGCAUAUUUGUGUUUAUUUGUAUGUCUAAGAUUCAAAUGUUUACAUUUAGAAGCUGUCAGUGACCUAACCAAAGAAGGUUUUUUACAAGCGCUACGCCGAUUUUCGUCUAGACGUGGAAAACCUGCGGAAAUUUUUUGCGAUAACGCGGGAAAUUUUGUCGCGGCAGCUAAGGAAAUAGGCAACUUUUUAAAGGCCAAUAAACAAACUAUCAUUGACUCUGCAACUGAAGAACAAAUUAAAUUCGUAUUCUCACCCACGUAUAGUCCCCACUUUGGUGGCAUUUUUGAGGCUGGCGUCAAAUCCGCUAAAUACCACAUCCGUCGCGUCAUGGGUAACACCCAUCUAAAUUUCGAAGAAUUAGGAACUUUAUUCACUCAAGUCGAAGCUAUUUUAAAUAGUAGACCUUUAUGCCCCCUGACAUCCAAUCCUACCGACUACCUCUCCUUAACUCCGGGGCACUUUCUGAUAGGGCGGCCACUUACUUCGUUGCCAUCACCUCCGCUACAAGAUUACAAUCCAAAUCGCCUUCGACGCUAUGAAAGACUCGAACAAAUUCGCCAGCACUUUUGGCAGCGAUGGCAAAAAGAAUACAUCGCAGAACUUCAGCAGCGAUCAAAAUGGAGAACGAAGUCAGCAAAACUAAAAGAAGGAGAUCUAGUACUUCUAAUAGAGGACAACUUACCUCCACUAUGCUGGAAGCUAGGAAGAGUUUCCCGAUUAUUUCCUGGAUCAGAUGGAGUAUCACGCGUCGCGGAAGUAACUACAUCCAAGGGCACCUUCAGAAGACCAUACGUAAAACUUUGUCCACUACUUACCUGUGAUGAUCCAGAAAGUUGAAAGCUGCACUUUCCACGGAGGGGAGGAUGUUGAAGCGCCUACAGCUUAUUCUCAGCAAAUGCACUUUGUUGCGAAUAGUUUUAUUAAUGUUGACAAAGACCAUAAAUAAUUGUUUAUCCUAAUGUAUUUUUGUAUUGUAUAUAUUUUGAAUUUAAAUUAAUUAACUACAUAACUAAUAUAUAUUUCAUGUAUUAAAUUCAAAUCUUACUUAUCUAAAAUCAUAAAUUUGUUAUCUGUUUGCAAUGUCAGUUCAUACAACAUAUUUUAUUUAACAACCCUCAAUUUUGUAUAUUUCUAGAUUGUCAUUUUACGUUUUUAUAAUUUUUUUUGUUCUCUUCUCUUUGUUAAAACCAAAACGGUCUGCGCGCCAAUAAAUUCAUUUUUAGAAGAAAUAUCUUUAAUUUUAUC